AUGGCAGCGAGUUCAUCGCUCUCGAUUCUCUUGGCAAAUCCAGUACCCAAAAUUAGCUGUAAUAACCAAAUUGAAUAUAGGGUUAGUGCUUUUAACCAGAGAACCCUUAAGAAUUUGGGAAUUAAACAUGGUUCAAGAACCAGAUUGAAUGCAGGGUUGUCUGAGAUUGAACCUGACCUUGAUGAAGAUCCUAGAGACCGUUGGGCCACUCCUGGUGUUGACGCUGAAGAUUUUAAGUAUGGAGAGUGGGAUGGGCAUCAUACUUACUUUGAAGGCCAAGACAAAAGAACAUUUUGGGAAAUACUAAAAGAAGAAUAUACAUCAGCAGAGCCCCCAACAGGCUUUCAAGGGUUUAUUUCAUGGAUGUUCCUUCCAGCAGUUGCUGCUGGGAUGUAUUUCAAUGUGCCGGGGGAGUAUCUGUUCAUUGGAGCAGGUCUAUUUAUGUUUAUUUUCUGUGUGAUUGAGAUGGAUAAACCCGACAAGCCACACAACUUUGAACCCCAGAUAUACAAUAUGGAGAGAGGAGCUCGUGACAAGUUAAUAGAUGACUAUAAUACCAUGAGCAUAUGGGACUUCAAUGAGAAAUAUGGAGAACUCUGGGAUUUCACCAUAACGAGGGAAGACAUAACCAAGAUAUAA
Messenger RNA from Dovyalis caffra, 639 nucleotides. The record is from the annotation of a GenBank genome assembly. NCBI's taxonomy places the organism in Eukaryota, Viridiplantae, Streptophyta, Magnoliopsida, Malpighiales, Salicaceae.